Messenger RNA from Ricinus communis (castor bean), 1462 nucleotides. Its product is annotated as Holliday junction resolvase MOC1, chloroplastic. The transcript is spliced from 6 exons. Gene Ontology annotation, molecular function: crossover junction DNA endonuclease activity. The record is from RefSeq and is a predicted model, not a curated record. Lineage: Eukaryota; Viridiplantae; Streptophyta; Magnoliopsida; Malpighiales; Euphorbiaceae. The coding region runs from base 101 to 892 and encodes 263 amino acids.
UGGCCCAAAGUGAUAAACUGAGCGGAAAAGCAGAACAAAUAGCCAAAGGGCACGUUUUGAUCUAAAAAUUCUCGGAAUUGUCUCUGUAUACAAUCUUUGCAUGGAAACUCUCCACUUUAGACCACAAAGCUUGCAGUCUUCAAGUACCCAAAUGAUGAACUCAGUUCUGUUUUCAAGAUUCAAGCCCAAAUUCUUGUUAAUUCAAUAUUCCAUAUCUAAUCUAAAACGCUUCUGCACAACAAGAAACCCACUAAUUCCAUUUAGUGGCUUAACAACAAGAAGUUGUAGCAGUAAUAGUGCUACUUCUUCAAGAAACAGUGUAAGGGUUAAAGAUAGUGAAGCAGAAGUUGCAAGACAACUGAAAGAGAACUGGUUACACUCUCUCUCUUGCCCUUUUAAUCAAACCGAGUCUUCUGCUUCUAAAGGAGUGGAUUCUACUGCACCGAGUAAUGUGGGUUCUAAUUGGGUCAUUGGCAUUGACCCGGAUCUUUCUGGUGCUCUUGCUCUUCUGAAAAUUGAUGAUUCUGGUUGUUCUGCCCAGGUUUUUGAUUCCCCUCACUUGAAAGUUUUAGUUGGCAAAAGAAUACGAAAGCGUUUAGAUGCUAAGUCUAUUGUUCAGUUGCUUCAUAGUUUUGAUGCUCCAUUAGGAACUACUGCAUACAUUGAGCAAUCAAUACCAUUUCCACAAGAUGGGAAGCAGGGAUGGUGGAGUGGAGGAUUUGGUUAUGGAUUAUGGAUUGGCAUAUUAGUGGCCUCUGGGUUCUCUGUAGUUCCAGUACCAUCUCUAGCAUGGAAGAAUGUAUUUGAACUCUCUGGAAGCAAGUUCUCAAAGAUGCUGGAUUUUGGCAGGAUGAUAGUCGCAAAGUUGCAUCAACAUUGUUUCCAUCAUUGAGUUCCUUACUGAAAAGGAAGAAGGAUCAUGGAAGAGCUGAGGCUUUAUUGAUUGCUGCAUAUGGCAAAGGCCUUAAGUUAAAGCCGGACACGCCAUGCGAUUUAGAGGAGUCGCCUUAAAUCCAGCAGAUCACUUGACCGCCCAUUUCUUCCUCAAGAUGCAGCUUACUCUGAUGCUGCAUGCUUAUCAUGGGGGAGAACCAUAGAAUGGGUUACAUGAUAAAGCAGUCAGAUGGAAAGCUGAAAAUAUCCUUUGCCCAUGAGAGUCAAUGCCCCUCACAUUCAUGGAGACACAAAUGAGGACACAGACACAUUCAUGGAGACACAAAUGAGGACACAGAGAAGAUUCUUGCAGAGUGAAUGUUCAUUCUUUUAUGAACAUGUAUUAAUUUGGUGGGAUUUUUUUCCCACUGUGAAUGUCCAAAAUAUCCACUAGGCUGGCAUCUCGGAACGAGUCUGGAAAAAUUGGAAUGGAGAUCUCCUCACCCUAAUGAAUAGGAGAUACUCCUCUUUUCAACACUAUUUUUCUUUUUUGGUUCGUCCAAAAUUAUAAAUUAUUUUUCAUUUUUAA